Messenger RNA from Protopterus annectens (West African lungfish), 3429 nucleotides. It is a transcript of the gene DDX59, whose product is annotated as DEAD-box helicase 59. The record is from RefSeq and is a predicted model, not a curated record. The transcript has 7 exons. Bases 358 to 2238 code for a protein of 626 amino acids. Lineage: Eukaryota; Metazoa; Chordata; Ceratodontiformes; Protopteridae. Gene Ontology annotation, molecular function: RNA helicase activity; nucleic acid binding; ATP binding.
GAUGCACACGAGGAUGGAGGAAGCCUAUACAAAAUUCACUACUAGAACUGCUAUAGCUAACUCUUCUUCUCAGUCACGGAACGUGUUGUCUAGGAAAUGCGUUCCAGUCGGUAAAAUAAUAGAAGGACCUGAUGGUCAAAAGGGUGUUGUGUGUAUGCUGUCUGAUUUUAGACACAGGUAAAAUGACCAGUUAUAUGUCAGUGUUUCAGACAAACGGUAUAGUUACACAUUAAUGGAUUAAGUCGGGUACCGAUUCCAGAAUUUUAAAACAGGGUGACUUUUUAACCGAGCCACUUAAAAAGCCGCUCAGAAUUUAUAUGGUGUUUGGUGUAUGUUGGACGAGCCCACUAUUGCAGAAUGUUCAUCCCAAGAUCACUUAAAGUAAUUAAAAGACCUACGGAAAACAACGAACUUAAUAGUAGCAAAAAAAGCAAACUGCUUCCUGUCUGUGUUGAGGAUCCCGAUAAUUGUGGCGAAGUGAGACAUGCAUCUCCUAAAGACACUGAACAUGGCAGCGACUUAGUUAAAACUUUUCCUACUGAAAAUCCUUCGAGUAGCUGGUCAUCUGUUAUUAGCAGCGGGCAGACGUGUGCCGAGGCGGAAAUCGAAGAUAUUGCAGAAGAAGAACCUGUCAAAUCUUUUAGCAAGAGCCAGCGCUGGCCAGAAGCUGGGGAACCUGUCUGCGUUGUGUGCGGGCGUUAUGGAGAAUACAUAUGUGAUGAUACUGAUAAUGAUGUGUGCAGUUUGGAGUGUAAAGCUAAGCAUCUCUUUUCUGCAAAAGGUCAAAUAGUCUUAGCUCCUGAUAUUUCUGUGGCAUCUUCCGCGGAUGUAGUUGAAGGUGCUCAAUCUUGCUUUCCUGAAAAUAAUAGCGACAUAUCUGGUUAUAGCGAGCACCCAUUUAUUUCAGAUCUGUCAAAUGAGCAGGUUGACAAUCUUAAAUUGCAGCUGGGCAUUGUUGUUGAUGGUACGAAGUUGGUCAGACCCAUAAUAGAGUUUGAGCACUGUGGCUUCCCUGAAAUCAUAAAUACGAAUUUAAAGAAAUCUAGUUAUGACGUCCCAACCCCCAUCCAAAUGCAGAUGAUUCCACUUGGAAUAAUGGGAAGGGAUAUUGUGGCUAGUGCUGACACAGGCUCUGGAAAAACGGCUGCUUUCCUUCUUCCUGUCAUCAUGAAAGCUUUGAAAGGGAAAGAAGCACCAGCAGCACUUAUUUUGACACCAACAAGAGAGCUUGCUAUUCAGAUUGAGAAGCAGGCUAAGGAGUUAAUGCUUGGUGUUCCAAAUAUGAGGACAGCUCUUUUGGUUGGAGGGAUGCCGCUACCACCUCAGCUUCAUCGUCUGCAGCAGAGUAUUAAGGUUCUUAUAGCUACUCCAGGUAGACUUCUGGAAAUAAUGAAGCAAGAUGCAGUAAAUCUACAGGGGAUACAAAUGUUGGUUCUAGAUGAAGCAGAUACCAUGUUAAAGAUGGGCUUUCAGCAGCAGGUGUUAGAUAUAGUUGAAAAAACACCUGAAGAUGCUCAAAAGAUGCUAGUAUCAGCCACAAUUCCCACUGGCAUUGAGCAGUUGGCUAAACAGCUUUUACAUGAUCCUGUGCGGAUUUCAGUGGGAGAGAGGAAUGUGCCCUGUUCUGAUGUCCGUCAAAUAAUUCUUUGGGUUGAAGAACCUUCAAAAAAGAAGAAAUUAUUUGAAAUUUUAAAUGACAACAAGCUAUUUCAUCCUCCGGUGUUGGUGUUUGUGGGUUGUAAACUUGGAGCAGAUCUUCUUAGUGAGGCAGCUGAAAAGAUCACUGGCCUUAAAGCUGUGUCAAUUCACUCAGAUAAACCACAGUACGAAAGGAAUAGGAUACUGCAGGGACUGCUUCAAGGAGAAUAUGAAGUAGUAGUCAGCACAGGAGUACUUGGAAGGGGGCUGGACUUGAUGAAUGUGAAACUGGUUGUAAAUUUUGACAUGCCAUGCACUAUGGAUGAAUAUGUGCAUCAGGUGGGACGAUCUGGAAGGCUGGGUCACAGAGGGACUGCAAUAACAUUUAUCAAUAAUAACAACAAAAAGCAUUUCUUGGACCUUGUGAACAGAGUAAAACCAACAGGUUCUCUGCUGCCAUCACAAUUGCUUAAUUCUCCAUACCUUUAUGAACAGCAAAAGAAAGUGCAAAAAAAAGGGAAAAACAAUCCUGUAGUUACAGGGGACAAUCUUCUGAACAUUAUCAGAAAACAUGACCAAAGACUAUUUCAGAAACGAUGAGUGAAUUGUUUAUUGCAUAUGAAAUAUUUACAGUAACAGAUUUUUGAAGUUAAAUAUUUGAAAACAUGUAAAUACUAUGAGUUUUGUAAAAAGUAUGUUUUGUUUUCAUAACUUUAAAUAGGAUAGACUAGCAACAUCAUGAGACUUAUAAAAAGAGAAUAAACUUUUUUCCUUGGGUUGUCUGUUUAUUACACCUGUCUUAUAAAUACCACAUGACAUUUGUUGAUCAUAUAGUGUUGCAUGUGCUGGUGUCCAUUAUGAGCUCACAUAACUGUUAACUGCUUUUUUCUCAAAAAUUGUUCUGUUUUAGAAGAUGAUGCAAUAUUGUGUUUUUUGCCCAUCAAGUGUCAGUGUUGUAGUUUACGUGCAUGGAUUUUUUAAUGUAUUUUUAACUUUGUUAUAUAGCCAGAGCAUUUUAUGCAGCCUGGACUGUAGUGGAAAGCAUCCAUUUAUGUGCACUGUCCUUGUAUGAAACUGAACGGGUCUAAAAAUAUAUUCUGUAAGUAUGGUAACACAUUACCUGAAGGUAAAAAUGAUAGUACACUGAAAUAACUGCAUCAUUUGGGAAUAAUUAAUAUAUAACAAUACUUAAUUUCCAUUAAAUCAUAAGGCUAGGGUACUCAGUCUUCACUUAGUUUUAAGCUUAAGCCAUUGAUUAUGUAUUACAUGUAUAAACCUGCAUGAUAGUAGAAUGUCUCCCUCAGCAAAACUCAUUACUUCAUUUACAUUGAUUCUGAAAACAUAGCUGCCUUGUCAGAUAAAUCUUUUUAUGUGUAGACUUGCUGCAUUAUAUCUGAAGACAAUUCGGACUAUACACACUUUCAAAUGCUCUUGUAUUUUGUGGAUUUCUUCACAUCUGUGAAGGCUAAAUAUUUCUGUGCUUUUCUGAUUCAUUGUUUCACUUUGUACUGCAGUCAGUUUUUAAAUGUUACUGGUUUCUUCAUUUUCUUAAUUUCAGUCUUGUACCCAUUUCUGAUGGUUGGCACUACUUGCCACUAAAUGUGAAGACACUGGCACUAGAGGAGGUUUGAAUCCCACUUGUAUACCUUAUAUAUCAGAAACGGGAAUUAAAGAUUCUUGAUUCUACUUCACCUCAGCAGGUUGGUUUGCUGGCCACCAGAGGGAUGGUUUCUCGAGUCACACCACUGAUAUCCAAUAGAUUAAAGUUAAAAAAAAAAAAAAAAAAAAAAA